Molecule: messenger RNA, 3316 nt
Organism: Cryptotermes secundus
Lineage: Eukaryota; Metazoa; Arthropoda; Insecta; Blattodea; Kalotermitidae
Product: peroxidase
Exons: 14
Coding region: 40-2700 (886 amino acids)
Biological process (GO): response to oxidative stress
Molecular function (GO): peroxidase activity; heme binding
Source: RefSeq, a predicted model, not a curated record
UGGGUCACACUAUAGUCCGCUCUCAGUCUCCGCCCAGACAUGGCGCACUUCGCAGCGCUCUGCUUGCUGCUGUCCGUGGGUCGUGUCCAGUCACAGGGUAACUUCUUCAGGACGGAGCUGUUUCCCGAACAGCUGCAGCAACAGCAAGUUCAGUUGGUUCAGCGACAGAUUCAGGAUCACUUGCAGCUGUUGCAGGCGCAGGCUCAGGCAGCUUCAAGCGUGGAGCAGCAGAUAAUAAUCCAGCAGCAACAGUCACAGCUGCUGCAGCAGCUCCAGGAGUCGCAGCGGCAGCAACAGGAACUGCAGCGGCGUCUGCAGGAACAACUGAACGGAUUCUCUCACCAACCGUUCGUCGAGCCUCAAGUGCUUCAGCUUCCCACUCACUUUGAGCUUCAGGAAGCCAUUGAGUUCCCAUCAGAGCCUCCGCCGCCUCCCUGCUCCACUCUGAGCGGAGAGGCCGGUCUCUGUCGACCUCUCGUCAAAUGCAUCACUUUCUACGCCCAAGUUCCCGAGCUUCGAAGGCAGCCCUGCAAGCUGCAAGGACAGGAGCUUGGCGUCUGCUGCCCGCUCAAGAAAAGGCCGACCGUUGUACCGGCUGGGCUGGACCGCCCAAACCACGGGGUGCUGGUACCUCCGCCGCCCCCUUCAGUCGUCAUCCCCCCGUUUAGCCCCGAGCAGCUGAAUAACGCGGCCGUCGUGGCGCUCGAGAGGAUCAGGCAGCGUCUGCAGUUCGUGGCGUCACUGUUCGCCAACAACGUGAUCGUGCAGGUGGGGACGCCAGCCGCCUGGCACCAGGAGUUCUUCCAGACGACGAACGCGACGCUGCAGCAAGGGGAAGAGGCGCAGAAGGGCGUGGAGGCCAGCGUGAGCCUUGUGAACGAGUUCCAGCUGAGCCCGGACCAGGGCCGCUUCGCGCUGCCCACGUUCAGCAUCCUGAACACUGUGAUAGCCGACUCUUGCCCGCGGCCUGCGAAUUGCACCCCGCGGAAGUACCGCUCGGCCGACGGUUCCUGCAACAACCUGCAGAACGAGCGGUGGGGGCGCGCGGGCACCGCCCUCCAGAGGAUACUGCCCCCGAAGUAUGGCGACGGUGUGAAUUCCCCCCGCGUGGCCGCCACGGGGCGGGAGCUGCCCAGCCCGCGCCUCAUCAGCACGCAGUUCGCGACCGAGAGGGACGCCCCGUCGGAGAACUACACGCUCCUCCUCAUGCAGUGGGGACAGUUCCUGGAUCACGACCUCACACACACGCCCAUCAGCAGAGGUCAGAGCGGAAGCGGCCUGUCAUGCUGCCGUGACGGUGACAUCAUAAAACCGGAACUGCGUCAUCCAGACUGCUUCCCAAUUACGCUUCCCCGGAAUGAUCAUAUCUUUGCACGACUGGGGCAGCGGUGCAUGGAGUUCGUGAGAUCGCUGCCCGCCCCGCGUCCGGAGUGCAACUUCGGGCCCCGGGAACAGAUGAACCAGAUAACCGGCUACCAGGACGGGUCCAACAUCUACGGCUCCAGUUUGAGCGCCCAGCGCGAACUCCGCGAGGGGCGAGGUGGGCGAUUGGCCAUCCAGAAUGUGGGCGGGCGACAGCUGCUGCCUGCGAACAGGGGCGAAUGCACGGAUGACGCGGAGCGACUUGCCUGUUUCAAGGCGGGCGACACGCGAGUUAACGAGCAGGUGGAACUGGUGGUAAUGCAUACGUUAUGGAUGCGCGAACACAACCGCGUAGCGGCCGAGCUGGCCAAGUUGAACCCCUCGUGGGGUGACGAGGCCCUGUUCCAGGAGGCCCGUCGCAUCGUAGUGGCGGAGAUGCAGCAUAUCACGUACAACGAGUUCCUGCCGCUCAUUCUGGGUCGCGACUACAUGGAGAAGUUCGAGCUGAGUCCGCGAGAUAGCGGCGCCACUCGGCUGUAUGACGAAUCACUGAACCCAUCAAUAACAAAUGUGUUUGCCACUGCAGCCUUCCGCUUCGGGCACACCCUCAUUCAGAGCCGCAUACUGGGGUUCUCCCGCUUUGGCAACGUGCGAGAAAACCUUGAACUCAGCCAACACCAGUUCGCCCCUUUCGUGCUGUAUGAAAAUGGUGUUCUGGACAACUUAGUUCGCGGACUGUCCACACAAAGCAGCCAGCGCUUCGAUCGUUUCUUCUCAAAUCAGCUGACUGACCAUUUGUUUCAAGGCGACCUGGACUUCGGGUUGGAUCUCGUCGCACUGAACACUCAACGGGGCCGUGAUCACGGCCUGCCACCUUACAAUGACUGGCGGGAAGUUUGCGGUCUUCCGCGGGCCAGGUCCUGGGACAGUUUGUUGGACGUCAUGGAUUCGCAGAGCGUGGCUGCGCUCCAAGAGCUGUACUCUUCGGUGGAUGAAAUUGAUCUAUUCGUAGCAGCCGUUGCCGAGAAGCCGCUACCAGGUGCGCUGCUUGGACAGACCUUUGUGUGUCUUGUUGGUGACCAGUUCGCCCGACUGAGGCGCGGAGACAGAUUUUACUACGAGGAAGGUGGCCAACCCUCUAGCUUCUCGCCACAGCAAUUGGUGCAGCUGCGGAAGGCCAGUCUGGCCAGGAUCUUGUGCGACAACUCAGACGACAUCGCUCUCAUGCAACCGCUGGCCUUCUUCAGAGCCUCCUUUGUGAACCAGAGGGUGGCAUGUGCAAGUGAGUCCAUUCCCCGUGUCGACCUCAGUGCCUGGGCAGGGGAGCGCACCGAAUGAAGACUCAAGCGCAAUAGGGCCACUAGAACUCAAGCCACCUACCCCGUGUUCUUUACUACACGCAUGACAUGUAGCUUGCUAUAAAAGAGGCCGAUGUAGACAAAGCAUGAUCCUACUGCUCGAGUCAUCAGGGACCAGAUUCUGUUGUGAACCUCUUUUUUUAAUCUACUUGAAUACAGAAUGUUCUAUUUAUUUACUGAACGCCGUAUUGGUGAAGCCACCGCUGAGACAUCUAGGAGAACGUAUUCAGCAAUAAACUGAACGCCCGGUAUCACGCUUCCUGGAGACGCUUUAUCCUAGAAGGUCGAUGCUUUCACCAGUUUGCAUUUUAAAAAAAUUAUUAUUUUCUUUCUUCACUUGUCCCUAAAAUGGACUCAUGAAUCUGAACAUAGAAAAUAUAAUAUUCGCUGUGUGUAGUAACAUAGGAAGAUCUUGCCCAUCCUUAUCAAAGGUUCCAAGUGACGAGAGUAGAGAUAAGUACAAGUCUUUGAAUACACGACCGACCAAAAAGAAAGUUGUUUCCAAUGGUUAUUGUGUCAUCUAAUUACUACCUGUUUUCCAGAUUACACGAGAUACCGUUAAAAAUGAAAUAAAUGUGCCAAAAUUGGAAUAUCAA